AUGGACACUGACCCUUUUUUUAAAACAAAAGCCAUCACCUUGGCCCAAUUUAAGCUAAUGAGAAUAGUUGGUAGAGGCGCUUUUGGAAAGGUCAGAAUAGUUGAACAUAAAGAGUCGCAUCAACUAUAUGCUUUGAAAUAUAUCAACAAGGAAGAAUGUAUCAAAAUGGACGCUGUGCGUAAUAUUAUUCGAGAAAGAGUUAUUUUAGAGCAACUGGAUCAUCCUUUCCUAUGUCGACUUCGAUUUGCUUUUCAAGAUAACGAAUACAUGUACAUGGCUACUGACUUAAUGCUUGGAGGAGAUCUACACUUUCAUUUAAACAGACAUUCAUCUUACUUUUCUGAAGAUAUUAUUCGCUUCUGGUUUGCCGAACUGGCGUCGGCUGUUAAAUAUCUUCAUUCAAAAGGAGUUGUACACAGGGACAUAAAACCCCACAACAUAUUGAUGGAUGAUAAGGGCCAUGUACACUUAGCUGAUUUCAAUAUAGCAACACAUCUGCACCCAAAUAGACUCUUAACCUCCAACUCAGGGACAGGAUACUAUAUGGCACCGGAAGUUUAUAAAGGUGGAGGUUAUGAUGAAGCAGUUGAUUGGUGGAGCUUUGGUAUAACACUUUAUGAAUGUGUAUACAGAAAGAGACCAUUUGAAUACGAUACAACUGAAGAGCUUCAAGCGGCAAUACGCAGAGGUUAUGUCAAUUACCCAACAAAGGAUCGACAAAUAUCUGGAGAAUGUCUUUCAGUCAUACAAGGAUUUUUGGAGAUAAAUCCGCAUAAACGACUAGGUUACGGCGACACAGGAUGGAUCACUUUGGUCCGUCACCCAUUCUUUCGGUCGAUCAACUGGAGUAAACUAGAAACAAAAUCAUUGACACCGCCUUUCCAACCAUCAACGGAGAACAACUUUGAUAUUACCUAUGACCUUGAGGAGUUAUUUUUAGAUGGAUCACCGCGAUCAGCUUACAAUGCAGCCAAAAAGACUCCGAAAAAGGAGGCAAAUGAGUCAAUGACAGCUAAAAGAGAACGCGAUUUGAAGAUGAUUGAAGAGAAAUUUAAGCAUUUUGAUUUUACAAUCUUUGAAAAAUAUGAAGGAUUCAAGGAUCCAGUAACCAUGACAGUAGGCGAUCCACCAGAUUGGGUAAAGCCGGCGUUUGAAGGAGCUGAGCAGGGAGACAUUCUGCCGAUCAAGAGAAUCACCAUUGAAAGCGAACAAGAAAACAUUGAUACCUGGCGUGGACCUAACAAGUCUGCAUCAACGAGCAACAUAACACAAAUCAAAUAUGACCAAGAGUCCACCUGGAAAAAAAGAAGUAGUCUGGGUGCGAUCAAGAAAUAUAAUAAUGGCAGCAAUCAUAGCUUGGUUAUUAGUCAUAACAAUGGAUCGUCAACUAGUCUCAGUGAAGAAUACGCGUUAUCACUGCAAAGGAUUAGGAAAAAGCAAAGUACAAAGAGCUUUCAGGAACGUCGAGAGAGAGAUAGGAAAAGCAUAACCAGCAGCAGCAAUAUUCCAUCAUAA
Molecule: messenger RNA, 1515 nt
Organism: Rhizopus microsporus ATCC 52813
Lineage: Eukaryota; Fungi; Mucoromycota; Mucoromycetes; Mucorales; Rhizopodaceae
Product: kinase-like protein
Exons: 7
Coding region: 1-1515 (504 amino acids)
Biological process (GO): peptidyl-serine phosphorylation; intracellular signal transduction
Molecular function (GO): ATP binding; protein serine/threonine kinase activity
Source: RefSeq, a predicted model, not a curated record